AUGCCAGCAGAAAGACCAUCAUUCCUGUACACACCACUGGAGACCGGCGAGAUCCGACUCCUUUAUGCUUCUAUCGACGAAGCAGGCGAGGUUGUAUGGAGCCUGAAGUCAUCUCAGCUUCUCGACGGAUCCAACAACUCGGUACCUGAGUUCGACGCACUCUCAUAUGCCUGGGGCGACCUCGAUCUCGCCUACCAAUUCGUGUGCAACGACCAAGAACUGCAAAUCCAUCACAAUCUAUAUGAAGCACUACCAUACCUCGCCCGUCGUCGCUCCAGCCUGCCGUUAUGGAUAGACGCCAUUUGCAUCAAUCAGCAGGAUGAAGUCGAGAAGAGAACUCAGAUCAAACUCAUGUCCAAGAUAUACCGUUGUGCUGACACGGUUUGGGCAUGGAUCGGAAUACACGACGUGGCUGGUCUGGCAUUCCUCGAUGAGAUUGCCCAAGUCGGGGCAAAACUAGCAGAACACGAAGGACAAUCGGAUCUGUCCAGUGCUUCAUUCAGCAUGAGCCAACCAGCAGAAUAUGGCUUGCCGUCACUUUCAUCACCCCUGUGGGAGAAGGCCAGGCUGAUCCUUUGCAGCAGCUGGCUCUCGCGCCUGUGGGUGAUUCAAGAGGCUGUCCUCGCAAGGCAGCUCACUUUCCUGUCUGGCCUCGUUGAGGUUUCCACACAUACUUUCCAAUCUGCUCUAUAUGGUUGGCGCCUGAUGAGAAUUAUCCUGACAGAGGUAGUUGAGGGUGAAACGCCACCACAAGCACUGGCCCGAGCAGGAGAGCAGGCAGUCUUUGUGCUUCGAGAACACUUGAACCAGGGUCGGGAGGAGGGCGGCUUUGAUUGGCCCUUUCCCCUACUGGCAACUCUGCGUAUGACUGCUCGCACUCACAAAUGCAGCGACCCGUAUGACCGUGUCCGGGGUAUUACUGGGCUGGUCGACGAGUCAUUCAUCGAAAGGCUCGGCGUGCUUGAAGACCGGACGAUAGAAGAAGGCUACACCCGAUUCACAUACGCAAUCCUUACAAACUCUAUUCCUGGAGUAUUUUGGUGGUGGAUCUUCAGCAGCGCCACUGCACCUGGAAAGAGGGCCGGCUUCCCAAGCUGGGUCCCCGAAUACUCUCGGCUUCAUGAGGACGACAUCGGUGGUUACCACAACAUCUCAUUAUUUACAUAUGGUGCGCAUCACGAUAUUCGAGCGAGCCGGAGGACCAGCGUUCCCGAACAGAUCGGGAACUUUGGGACCUUCGUCGUCAAGGGUCUGCUGUUUGAUAGAAUUCAGGAGGUAUUCCCCGAGUUGCCACACAGAGAAGAGUGGAUUAUGAACCCGGAUCCACGCCAACUAUUCCAGGAUAUCGAUCGACACUUGGCCACGAUGUACAACUGGGAGCGAGAUAUGGCUUCUAGGGUCUUUGGCCCUUCUUGUUUACCAUCUGAACAGUUCGCCAGAGAUGCAGGGGACAGUCCUCCGAGGCACAUCACUGCCGACGCGUAUUGGAGCACUUUAACGUCAGGUCACAAAAGCGCCCCAUCGGCUCCUAGCGUCGAGGACUUUUAUGCUUUCAGAGCCAGCAUGGACCGAGUAGCCCAGAAAGUGGUAUGGGCGACUCGCAGCGACGUCGACAAUUUGCACGACGAACGCGAGAGGCAAGGCCUCGCGAACCAAGAGGGUCCCACAUCUAGCGAAGACCCCGGUGUGGUAUUCACGUGGCGCAUCAGCCUGACCUUUGGCUGCCGGCGUCUCUUUACCACGGUUGGCGGGCGAAUCGGCUAUGGCCCGCUGACCAUGGAGGUUGGUGAUGCUGUAUGCGUUCUCAAUAACGCGAUCGUGCCACAUGUGCUGCGUAAGAUCGAUAGCAGUCCUCGCGAAUCUGCUUACACGCUUGUUGGAGAAGCAUAUGUUUAUGACAUGAUGGACGGAGAGGUUGAAGGGCUUGGCCUAGAAGAGCAGGACUUUUGGCUUGAGUAG
This is a messenger RNA of Microdochium trichocladiopsis, 1959 nucleotides long. Its product is annotated as heterokaryon incompatibility protein-domain-containing protein. The transcript has 2 exons. The record is from RefSeq and is a predicted model, not a curated record. NCBI's taxonomy places the organism in Eukaryota, Fungi, Ascomycota, Sordariomycetes, Xylariales, Microdochiaceae. The coding region runs from base 1 to 1959 and encodes 652 amino acids.